UGUUUGACAGCCAGCAUUGGCGCAUUGUCUUUCAAAUUCAUGUCAUUUUCUCCUGUACAUACAGGUAAUUCAGAGACAAAAUAUUUUACUAAUUAUUUUCCGAAAGAAGCGUUGGAGAGGCCUCGUCUAGAAUGGGGAACAGAGACGAUGAAUACGACUUCUUGUUCAAAGUCGUGUUAAUUGGGGACUCGGGCGUCGGAAAGAGUAAUUUGCUCUCUCGGUUCACACGGAAUGAUUUCAACCUUGAGAGUAAGAGCACCAUCGGAGUGGAGUUUGCCACCCGCAGCAUCCAGGUGGAUGGGAAGACGAUAAAGGCCCAGAUAUGGGACACGGCUGGACAGGAACGUUACAGAGCCAUCACCUCCGCCUAUUACAGAGGGGCAGUGGGUGCUCUCCUAGUGUAUGACAUCGCCAAGCACUUGACCUAUGAAAACGUGGAGCGCUGGUUGAAGGAACUGAGGGAUCAUGCCGACAACAACAUCGUCAUCAUGCUGGCGGGCAACAAGAGCGACCUGCGCCAUCUCAGGGCUGUGCCCACGGACGAGGCCCGGGCUUUUGCAGGUUCUUGCAUAUUUUGGCAGAGGAAACAUAGCCUGGCCACAGGUCUAGUUGUGCUGUCUUGCCAACUCCUAUGGUCAUUGUCUUGUCUUGUCUUGGCAUCUAGGACUAGGCUCAGGGGUACAAGGGCUUAUUGGGACAAUCUUGGAAGAGUCUCAUCUUUAUAUUUUGUGGUCCUAAAUGACCACUGAAGAGAUGGAUAGGAUGAAAGUGAAAUGAGAGCAACACCAUAUAGUUGCUUUCACCUAUCUGGAAUUUGUAUAUCAGUGGUCAUCACAAGGGAAGGGAGGAGAGUAUAAUAUUGGGACUCAAUGUGUAAUACAGAAGGAUUCUGUCCUGGAACAAUUUCUUGACGUGUGACUCACUUUGCCUUUUAUUUAACCCUGCAGAGAAGAACACUCUAUCCUUUAUUGAAACUUCAGCCUUGGAUUCAACAAAUGUAGAAGAAGCUUUCAAGAACAUCCUUACAGAAAUCUAUCGCAUCGUAUCGCAGAAGCAGAUCGCUGAGCGGUCUGCCCAUGACGAGUCCCCUGGAAACAAUGUGGUGGACAUAAGUGUUCCACCCACCACAGACCAGAAAGGGAACAAACUGCAGUGCUGCCAGAAUCUGUAACCCAUUGACGACCAUCACCGUUCCUCCCUUUCUGUCAUCUCAAAGUUUCUGUCAUUUCAUUUUGUGUAAUAUAUUUAUUUGGUUUUUGAUAGCUUGUUCACUCACAUUAUAUUAAUGCCAUGAAAUUAAAUUUUAUAAUAC
Molecule: messenger RNA, 1312 nt
Organism: Oncorhynchus mykiss (rainbow trout)
Lineage: Eukaryota; Metazoa; Chordata; Actinopteri; Salmoniformes; Salmonidae
Gene: rb11a
Product: Ras-related protein Rab-11A
Molecular function (GO): GTP binding; GTPase activity
Source: RefSeq, marked provisional